GUCUGUGUCGUCAUUGUUAUGUGUGUGUUAAAAAUGGCGUAUUCGACCCGCGGUGUGUAUGUGUGUCCUGCAGUUGAUCGCGUUGUUGUUUGAUGAUAAAAUGUUUCCUUCUUGAGUCACACCUGCUCGGCGUGCGUGUGCGUGUGCAUGUGUAUGUGUUCGGGGUGGGAACUCGCAUCCCUGUUGCAGCUGCAGUAGACUCCAGCAGAGAGAGAGGAGAGGAAGAAACGAUUUCUUAUUACAUUACCCGACAUAAAGAUUGACACCUUAGACAACAGACAACACUUCUAUAUCACCAUGAGGAACUGCUGACCCCCCUCACCUGACUACCAGAGAGAAGACACUUUCUUCCUCCCAUCCUCUCUCCCACUCCGCCCGUCUUCACAAGGAUAAGCGUUAUUUUCGAGAGUGGAAAAAGUGAACGUCAGAGGACAAACUAGAGAAAAAAGCUGAAGCCCUCUCUUGACCCUUGACCUCUAACCACUGACCUGUGACCUCAGUAUGUCAGGUCUGCGUGGUAAGCUGCAGCGUGUCCAGUGGCGGGCAGGAUGGCACUCCUUCACCUCCAGAGUCCUCAGGACCAAACCAGUAGAGAGCAUGUUGGACUCUGGGACAGGUGGUACCAGCAGCCAUGGCACCAAACUAGCGAGGGUGUUGUCCACGGUAGACCUGGUGUCACUAGGGGUAGGAAGCUGCGUUGGCACGGGGAUGUACGUGGUCUCUGGGCUGGUUGCUAAGGAGAUGGCCGGACCUGGCGUCAUCGUCUCCUUCAUCAUCGCUGCUGUCGCCUCUAUACUGUCAGGAGUGUGUUAUGCUGAAUUUGGGGUUCGCGUUCCCAAGACAACAGGCUCAGCCUACACCUACAGCUACGUGACAGUGGGGGAGUGUGUGGCCUUUUUCAUUGGCUGGAACCUGAUCCUGGAGUACUUGAUCGGCACAGCCGCGGGGGCGUCGGCUCUCAGCAGCAUGGCGGACUCACUAGCCAAUAAAAGCAUCUCUACGUUUAUGACUACACACAUCGGAACACUCAACGGCCUGGGUAAAGGAGAGCAGUCGUACCCAGACCUCCUGGCCCUGCUGAUAGCAGUAAUAGUGACAGUGAUCGUGGCCCUGGGGGUGAAGAACUCAGUAGGGUUUAAUAAUGUGUUGAAUGUGAUCAACCUGAUGGUGUGGGUCUUCAUGAUGGUGGCCGGACUCUUCUUCGUCAACGGACACAACUGGGACGAUGGAAGGUUCUUACCCUUCGGGUGGUCAGGGGUGAUGCAGGGAGCAGCAACAUGUUUCUAUGCCUUCAUAGGGUUUGACAUAAUCGCUACAACAGGAGAGGAAGCCAAGAGCCCCAACACCUCUAUACCCUAUGCUAUUACUGUUUCCCUCAUCACCUGCCUUACUGCAUACGUCUCUGUAUCAGUGAUUCUGACUCUGAUGGUUCCCUAUACAGAGAUCGAUGCAGACGCUCCUCUGAUGGAGAUGUUUGCUGUACAUGGCUGUUAUUUUGCUAAGUACAUAGUAGCAGUAGGCUCUGUAGCUGGCCUAUCUGUCAGUCUCCUGGGCUCUCUGUUCCCCAUGCCACGAGUAAUCUACGCUAUGGCUGGAGACGGACUGCUGUUCAGGUUCCUGGCCCAUGUGUCUCCCUACACUGAGACUCCAGCGGUGGCAUGUGUUGUGUCUGGCUGUCUGGCUGCUCUCCUCUCUCUCCUCGUCUCCCUGCGAGAUCUCAUAGAGAUGAUGUCCAUAGGAACACUACUGGCUUACACACUGGUUAGUGUGUGUGUGUUGUUGCUACGCUACCAGCCAGAAUCAGAUAUCCACGGCUUUGUGAACUUCCUGUCUGAGGAGCAGUCCAAUAAGAAGAAGGAGGGCGUGUUAGCUGAGUGUGAGAAGGAAGUGUGUUCUCCAAUCAGUGAAGUAGAUGACUACGGAGGACCUCAAACUAACACCUGUGGAGCGAAGAAUCUCCCCUCGCUAGGCGACAACGAGAUGCUGAUUGGUAAACCAGAUAAAACCACUUACACUGCCAGCCACCCGAACUACGGCACCGUCGACAUGGGCUCCGGCAUCGAAUCAGAAGAGUCGGAGGGCGGGAUGUCGUGGAGGCUGAAGAAGCUGAUUGGUCCGCGGUACUACACCAUGAGGAUCCGAUUGGGCCUGCCUGGGAAGAUGGACCGGCCCACUCCGGCAACGGGAAAGACAGUUACUGUCUGUGUCCUCCUCCUCUUCCUCGUCGUAUUCAUCUUCAACUCCUUCAUCAUCUUCGGAGCGGCCAGCAUCGGUGAUGGCAGCUGGUGGGCUCUUCUCCUGCUGAUCUUCCUGGUCAUCUUCAUGGCCCUCCUCAUCGUCAUCAUCCUGCAGCAGCCAGAGAACCCGAAGCGACUGCCCUACAUGGCUCCGGCUGUUCCCUGGGUUCCUGCUGCUGCCAUGCUGGUCAACAGCUACCUGAUGUUAAAACUGUCUGCCAUCACCUGGAUACGCUUCGCUGUCUGGUGUUUCCUAGGUAUCCUGAUCUACUUUGGUUAUGGGAUAUGGAACAGUACUUUGGAGAUCAGGUCCAGGGAGCAGGAGGUCCAUGCGUCUACAUACCAGCGCUACGAUGGUCACCAUGCCGGGGUGGACGACGGCUUCUCAGGCUUCAGCGUUGACGACGACCUCUACCCCCCUAGCAACAAUGACCCCUGGGCCGCACCAGACGGUGUUGACGGGUCAGGGCUGGUACCCCCCAAGGCUGAUGAUGAUGAUUGGAUGGAUCCAAAGGGAGGAGCUAAGAGAGCGCUAGCGGAGGAGGACCCAAUGGAUUUCUGAUGAGAAAGGAAUAAUGGACGGAUGUUUCCGAGAGGAUUGAUAGAUGUUACUGUUGUUAACAACUGAAUGUACUGCCUUCUGCCGGCUGCCUGCGUGCGAGUGAGUGAGUGCGUCCAUGUGAAUGUUUGUGUGGGUCCCUUGUUACUUAUUUAAAAACAUUUUUUUUUUCAUUGAGUUCCAAAGGAAGUAUGAUCCUAUGGAGGAAAGCUGUAGACUACCAAUCAGAAACAGUGCACGGGUUCUUUGGGUUGAUUUGGUGAUGGGCAUACAGUGAAGGUAUUUUCCUCUCACUAUAGACAGUCCAGAGUGAUGACAGACUGGGAGCGACUAGUCAGCAUUUCCUGGUUCACCACACACACGGGAAGCUGUCAGAGCGCUGAGCCAAGGUCACUUCCUGUCACUGGUCCAGGUGUCUGCUGCUUCUCUCAUCUCACAGAGAGGAAACUAGCUACACACACACAGACACUCUUAGACACACACCCGCCUCUCCAGUCUCUAUCUGGGAAUAGGGGGCUGAUGGGUUUUUUGUGUCACAUAGUAAUUGGACUUUGCUUGCAAUAGUGCCUUCAUCUGUGUGUGCAUGUGUGUGUGUUUUUUGGGUGCUGUGUGUGUGUACGCUUUUACACCUUGUAUUUGUGUCCCCUUCAGGGUCUUACCAGUGGAGUGUGUUUGUGACUUAUUUUGCUCCAUCCCACACUAUGAAUCCCCCCCAUCCCUCCCCCCACAAGCCCCUGUUGCUGUGUUACUAGAGCUCAGAAUGGAAAGGUUCUAAAUGACAGAUUUGUUCUAAACAGAGUGAUGGACGCCACCCUGCUCUGCUCUGCCUACAGAUGUGCUAAAUCUCCAAAUGAAUGUUACUAUAUUAGAAAGAAGACGAGAUGAGAAUUGCUCUCACAUCAGACAAAUAUCUCUGAGUGUUUAGUAACAUAGAACCCUCUAAUUCUAUGGUCUCCACCCCCUUGGGGAAGCCUUACUUGUCAAAUGCACUAAACUAAAGAUGCCACGCGAUCCCUCCUACUCUCCACGACCCCUAACUGCUGACCUCUAUCCCUAACCACUACCCAGGGUUCUCUCUGCUGUUCAGGGGUGGGCUCGCUUGUGUUGUCCAGUGAAACACACACACACACACACACACACACACACAGUUCAGCUGAACCCAAAACCAGAAAGGGGCUUCAGUAGGUACUCUGUGCUCCUUACUGUAAAUAUUAUGUCUCUGCGUGUGCGCGGGUGUGUAUGUGUGUGUGUGUGUGUUCCAUGCCUGUGGCUAUGUGACGUGGCUGGCUGGUGUAUGUGAUAGCAUGCUAAUGUGUAUAGCAUGGUUGUAGAUGCUGUAUUUGCAUGUGGUGACCGACAGCUAAGAGACAUUCUAGAACUAACAGCACCCUACUCCAAACUGACCCCUGAUCCUUGAUAAGGGAAACUAUAGGGUGAAGGGGACUGGUCGAUCUGGAACUGGGGUAUGAUAUGUAGCAAAUUUAGGAGUUGGUGGUUCUAUGGUUUCAUCUCCACCCCUCACCACCGCUCACUCCACCCCUUACCCCCACUAACUCCACCCCUCACCACCACUAACUCCACC
Molecule: messenger RNA, 4378 nt
Organism: Oncorhynchus tshawytscha (Chinook salmon)
Lineage: Eukaryota; Metazoa; Chordata; Actinopteri; Salmoniformes; Salmonidae
Product: probable cationic amino acid transporter
Exons: 12
Coding region: 502-2799 (765 amino acids)
Biological process (GO): transmembrane transport; amino acid transport
Cellular component (GO): plasma membrane
Molecular function (GO): amino acid transmembrane transporter activity
Source: RefSeq, a predicted model, not a curated record